Molecule: messenger RNA, 2065 nt
Organism: Dioscorea cayenensis subsp. rotundata (Guinea yam)
Lineage: Eukaryota; Viridiplantae; Streptophyta; Magnoliopsida; Dioscoreales; Dioscoreaceae
Product: dynamin-related protein 1E-like
Cellular component (GO): cytoplasm; membrane; microtubule
Molecular function (GO): GTP binding; GTPase activity; microtubule binding
Source: RefSeq, a predicted model, not a curated record
GCUAUUCCGGGUUCCAGAAGAAUUCCCAGGGUCAGAAUGGGAAGAAUAGAAAGUACUAUAAGGUCGGUCGACGACCAAAGAGAAGCAACGAAAGCAAGGACUUUCUCUUCUUCGUUUUUGCAUUCCAUCUUCGGAUUAGGGUUUGAGAGAUGGCGACCAUGGAGAGCUUGAUCGGGCUUGUUAAUCGGAUACAGAGGGCGUGCACAGUGCUCGGUGAUUAUGGCGGUGCUGAUGGCGCUUUACCUACGCUUUGGGAGGCGCUACCCUCAGUCGCCGUCGUUGGUGGUCAGAGUUCCGGCAAAUCAUCGGUGUUGGAGAGUAUUGUUGGACGUGAUUUUCUUCCCCGUGGAUCUGGGAUCGUGACCAGGAGACCGCUGGUGUUGCAGCUGCACCAGACGGAGGAAGGACAAGAAGAGUAUGCUGAGUUCCUUCACUUGCGUAAUAGGAAGUUCACGGAUUUCUCGCUUGUGCGUCGAGAAAUUCAAGAUGAAACUGAUAGGGUUACUGGAAGACGAAAACAAAUUUCUCCUGUACCCAUCCAACUCAGCAUUUACUCACCAAAUGUUGUGAACUUGACAAUGAUCGAUCUGCCUGGUUUAACCAAGGUUGCUGUAGAGGGACAACCAGAGAGUAUUGUUUCAGAUAUUGAAAACAUGGUUCGCUCAUAUGUAGAGAAGCCGAACAGCAUCAUAUUGGCAAUUUCUCCUGCGAACCAAGACAUUGCCACAUCUGAUGCUAUUAAACUUGCUCGGGAAGUUGAUCCAACAGGAGAACGCACAUUUGGAGUUCUGACAAAGCUAGAUCUGAUGGAUAAGGGAACAAAUGCACUUGAUGUUCUAGAAGGAAGAUCUUACAGGCUGCAGCAGCCUUGGGUGGGAAUUGUCAAUCGUUCACAGGCAGACAUCAAUAAGAAUGUUGACAUGAUUGCUGCCAGGAGAAAUGAGCGAGAAUACUUUGAGACUAGUACCGAUUAUUCACACUUAGCUAGCAAAAUGGGUUCAGAAUAUCUUGCGAAACUUCUUUCAAAGCAUCUGGAGUCUGUAAUUAGGUCACGCAUACCAAGUAUCACAUCUUUGAUAAACAAAACAAUAGAUGAACUGGAAAAAGAGAUGGAUCAAAUUGGAAGACCCGUUGCUGUUGAUCCAGGGGCGCAAUUGUACACCAUAUUGGAACUCUGUCGUGCUUUUGAUCGUGUGUUUAAGGAGCAUCUUGAUGGAGGGCGAGCUGGUGGUGAUCGGAUAUAUGGAGUUUUUGACAAUCAACUCCCUGCUGCUUUGAAGAAGCUUCCUAUUGAUCGGCACCUCUCCCUGCAAAACGUGAGAAAAGUAGUCUCUGAGGCAGAUGGUUAUCAGCCCCAUCUAAUUGCUCCUGAGCAAGGUUAUCGUCGCCUGAUUGAGGGGGCUCUGAGCUUCUUCAGGGGUCCAGCUGAAGCAUCUGUGGAUGCUGUACACUUUGUUUUGAAGGAACUGGUGAGGAAGUCAAUUGGAGAAACUCAGGAAUUGAGAAGAUUCCCCUCCCUCCAAGCUGAACUAGCUGCUGCCUCGUACGAGGCGUUGGAAAGAUUUCGUGAGGAUGGUCGGAAGACUGCAUUACGGUUAGUUGACAUGGAAGCCUCAUAUCUAACAGUGGAAUUCUUUCGUAAGCUCCCACAGGAAAUGGGGAACCUCCAAGGCUAUGGUCAAGGCCCAAGGUCAAAGUCAAGGUCACAGCCAAGGCCAGGGCCAAGGUCACAGCCCAAGGCCAAGGUCACAGCCAAGGCCAAGCCAAAGGUCAAGCCCAAGGCCAAGGUCACAGCCAAGGCCAAGCCAAAGGUCAAGCCCAAGGACCAGCGCAAGCGCCGUCUGCUUCUAUUGAUAGAUAUUCUGAGGGGCAUUUCAGGAGGAUAGCUUCCAAUGUUUCAUCUUAUAUAACGAUGGUCUCGGAUACACUUAGAAACACCAUCCCAAAGGCAGUGGUUUAUUGCCAAGUUAGAGAAGCCAAGAGAUCUUUGCUCAAUCAUUUCUACACACUAAUCGGGAAGAAAGAGGGCAAGCAGCUUGCGCAGCUCUUGGAUGAGGAUCCUGCG